AUGGAUAUCGAUAUGGAUGAUGUACCCAUGCAAGAUGCAGAAUUGACGCCUACUAUUAAUGAAGAGACUUCUAUUAAUGAUCAUGACGAUUUCCAAGACAUUGAAUUCAAACCAGGUUCUUCAGGCAUAGCGGAUAAUAAAUCAAAUAAACCGUUAGAGUUGAAUUCAACAAAUAUAAAUCAACUGGAUGCAUGGAUCGAACAUUUAGGUAAAUGUGAAAUCUUAUCUGAAGAUGAUGUCGCAAGACUAUGUAAAAUGGCCGUCGAUGUAUUACAGUUCGAAGAAAAUGUACAGCCUGUCAAUGUUCCCGUGACCAUAUGUGGUGACGUUCACGGUCAGUUUCAUGAUUUAAUCGAAUUGUUCAAAAUUGGUGGACCUUGUCCCGAUACAAAUUACCUUUUCAUGGGGGAUUACGUCGAUAGAGGUUAUUACUCCGUGGAAACAGUUUCAUAUCUGGUGGCAAUGAAAGUCAGGUACCCAAGUAGAAUCACAAUACUGAGAGGUAAUCAUGAAUCGAGACAAAUUACUCAAGUUUAUGGAUUUUAUGAUGAAUGUUUGAGAAAAUAUGGCAGUGCAAACGUUUGGAAAAUGUUUACAGAUUUAUUCGAUUAUUUUCCAAUCACUGCAUUGGUAGAUAAUAAAAUCUUCUGUCUGCAUGGUGGGUUGUCUCCAAUGAUUGAAACUAUCGAUCAAGUUAGGGAAUUAAAUAGAAUACAAGAGGUUCCUCAUGAAGGUCCCAUGUGUGACUUACUGUGGUCAGAUCCAGAUGAUAGAGGCGGAUGGGGUAUAAGUCCAAGAGGUGCAGGUUUCACUUUUGGACAAGAUAUUAGUGAACAAUUCAAUCAUACUAACGAUCUUUCCUUAGUAGCCAGAGCUCAUCAACUCGUAAUGGAAGGUUACGCAUGGUCUCAUCAACAAAAUGUAGUCACCAUAUUCAGUGCUCCAAAUUAUUGUUAUAGGUGUGGUAAUCAAGCUGCAAUAAUGGAAGUUGACGAAAAUAAUAAUAGACAAUUCUUACAAUAUGAUCCUUCCGUUAGACCUGGCGAACCAACUGUAAGUAGAAAAACCCCUGAUUACUUCUUAUAA
Messenger RNA from Kazachstania africana CBS 2517, 1086 nucleotides. RefSeq names its product phosphoprotein phosphatase 2A catalytic subunit PPH21 (gene PPH21). NCBI's taxonomy places the organism in Eukaryota, Fungi, Ascomycota, Saccharomycetes, Saccharomycetales, Saccharomycetaceae. Gene Ontology annotation, biological process: peptidyl-serine dephosphorylation; mitotic cell cycle. The record is from RefSeq and is a predicted model, not a curated record. Gene Ontology annotation, molecular function: protein serine/threonine phosphatase activity. The transcript has a single exon. The coding region runs from base 1 to 1086 and encodes 361 amino acids. Gene Ontology annotation, cellular component: cytosol.